AAUUACAUUUACAUUAUACAACAGUUUAUAUUUGGGUUUAUAAGCAUUUUAAUGGAAUUGAUAACAAAAACUACCUGGUGGUCAGUAUAUGUGGGAUCAGUGUGUAAGCAUUUUGCCUUCUGCAUGAGUGAUAAGCCUACUGUGAGUUAAUACAGAUGCACGGUGAAUUUACUAGUUUGUAAGCUCAGUUUGAAAAGUGCACAAUGCCAAGACUUAAGGCAAAAAAGAAGUCUAACAAUCAGUACUGACUGCUGUGAUAAAUAUAAUAUCUGCUUAACACCAUCUAUAGAGAAUACCAUCAGAAGGGCAACUGCUAUCUGUCAGGGUUCAUAAAAAACUGUAAUUUGACUAUCAUUUCUAGUAAUAAUUCAAAUAUGAAAUUGUGGAUGUGCACUACUGUUUUCUAACACAUUUUUAAAAUUUACAGUACCCUAAUAAAAUACUGUUUAACAUUACUAUGUAAAUGUUGUAGAUAUUAAUGAUUUCCUAUUACUAAAUAUGUCUUUACUUGUACACCACAGAAGAUACCAGUGCAAGCGAGGAACUCUACAGUAAGGUCAGAGUGCUUUGUUGGAUCAUGACUGGACCAUCAAACCUACAGACCAAAGCAAUUCAUGUGAAGAAUACAUGGACCCGUCACUGCAAUGUAGCACUAUUCAUGAGCUCCGUCACCGAUAAAGAAUUCCCUACAAUUGGCCUUGGAACUGGGGAAGGCAGAGACAAACUUUACUGGAAAACAAUACGUGCCUUCCAUUAUGCACACAAGUACUACCUGAAUGAGACAGACUGGUUCCUCAAGGCAGAUGAUGAUACAUAUGCAAUAGUGGACAAUUUGAGAUGGAUGCUUUCAAAUUAUACCCCUGACCAGCCCAUUUACUUUGGGAAGCGCUUCAAACCUUUUUUCAAGCAGGGCUACAUGAGUGGAGGAGCUGGCUAUGUUCUUAGCAGGGAAGCCCUUAUUCGCUUUGUAGAAGGUUUCCGUACUGGUAUUUGCAGACACAUAACCCCAACAGAAGAUGUUGCAAUGGGUAACUGCAUGCAGCUAAUGGGAGUGAUAGCUGGGGACUCAAGGGACACAGAGAAAAGAGAGACCUUCAACCCAUUUGCCCCUGAAAGCCAACUUACUGUGAAAUAUAGUGAGCAUAAAGAAAACUGGUACUGGGUCUACUGUUUCUACCCUAUUGUGGAGGGCCCCCAGUGCUGCUCAGAUCUGGCCAUAUCCUAUCAUUAUAUUAGUCCUGAACUCAUGUACACUUUGGAAUAUUUUACAUACCAUUUCCGGCCAUAUGGAUACCAAUAUCGUUACCAGCCACCGUUACCAGAGAAUGCGCACAACCUCCCUGUUCACGUUCAGAAUGAAGCUAUAAAACCUAAUGGAACCAUAGCUGACUUUCAUAACACGCCUUGAAUUCCAGAGACUUAAUGGGAAUUCGGACCUACUGUAGUAUGAUGUAGAACAAAGCAUCCUGUGAUAUUUUAUAUUUUGUUCUUACACUUUUUGUGGUUUACUAUGUAUCAUUUUUGGUCUGCAACUCUCCCCAGUUUGGAAUUGUAACUAAUAAUUUGCUGGUUAACUGGUUUUAGAAAUGAAGCACUUGUCAGAAUGAAGAAUGUUUAGAGGAGUCCUCAACAUCUACAAAAGCAGUAAAAAAAAUAGUUCUAACAAUAAAACCUAGAUGCACACAAUUGAAAGGCAAUAGCCAAAUUAUUUGUAUUAUUUGCAAUAUGCCCAUUUAAAACUUCAGAUUUAAUGCCUAUGUAAUGUGAUAAAAGACAUUACCCCAUGUAUAAUAAGUUUGCCCAGGAACUGUAACCCAUGGCAACCAAUACAUUUUCUUUU
This is a messenger RNA of Xenopus tropicalis (tropical clawed frog), 1840 nucleotides long. Its product is annotated as glycoprotein-N-acetylgalactosamine 3-beta-galactosyltransferase 1. Gene Ontology annotation, molecular function: N-acetylgalactosaminide beta-1,3-galactosyltransferase activity; glycosyltransferase activity. Bases 578 to 1408 code for a protein of 276 amino acids. NCBI's taxonomy places the organism in Eukaryota, Metazoa, Chordata, Amphibia, Anura, Pipidae. The record is from RefSeq and is a predicted model, not a curated record. Gene Ontology annotation, cellular component: membrane. The transcript is spliced from 2 exons.